Molecule: messenger RNA, 3819 nt
Organism: Lolium perenne
Lineage: Eukaryota; Viridiplantae; Streptophyta; Magnoliopsida; Poales; Poaceae
Product: probable helicase MAGATAMA 3
Molecular function (GO): helicase activity
Source: RefSeq, a predicted model, not a curated record
CUUCCAGUUCGGACUACCGCUGAGAAGCACAAGACUCUGAACCAUAGCUUGGCAGAUUAGAGCCCACGUCCAGCUCCAGCAGAGAUGGGAAACUUCCUCAUGCGCUUCAGCCAAGAUGAGAUACCCGGCACACUUCCAAAAGAUGAGAUACCAGGCGGCCAGCCGCUGCGCCGACAGGGCACCAGCGUGGUCGAUCAGUUCCACGGACCGCUCCUCCGCGUCGAUGGCGGUCUGCGUCCCUUGGCCAACGCCGGUGACGCUGCCAAAGCCCUUGCGCCCGGCCGCUUCAACCACUCAGGCUUCACCUCUGCCUCACCCUCCACACUUCCAAAAGAUGAGAUACCAGGCGGCCAGCCGUUGGGCCGACAGAGCACCAGCGGGGUCGGUCUGUUCCACGCACCGCUCCUCCGCGUCGGUGACAGUCGGCGUCCUGUGGCCAACAAUGGCGACGGUGCCAAAGCCCUUGCGCACGGCCGCUUCAACCACUCAUGCUCCACCUCCACCUCACCCUCACUUCCAAUAGAUGAGAUGCCAGGCGGCCAGCCGCUGGGCCGACAGGGCACCAACGUGGUUGGUCAGUUCCACGGCGUCCACGAACGGCGUCCCCUGGCCAACGCUGCCAAAGCCAUUGCACCCGGCCGCUUCAAACCCUCAGGCUCCACCUCCACCUCACUAUCCACCUCCACGGAAACUGUUACAGCUGAGGGGAAGAAAAUGCGGGCUGUGGCGGAUCACUGGGCUAGGAUGAAAAAAGGUGAGCGUACGCUGGACAGCUGGGAUCUUACCUAUCUGGAAUGCAAAAUAUUCUCUUGGUCUCUGGAGGACGUCCUCAACAAGAACCUGCUCAAGGAAAAGGUGAAGAAAAUACCCAAGACUUUUGCAUCGCUGGAGCAUUAUUUGGAUUCGUUUGCUGACCCAUUGGUUGAGGAAGUACAUGCGGACGUCCUUUCUUCAUUCGAGGGUUACCAUCAAGCACCAUUUGUUCAAGUAACGGGGAUUCAGGAGCUCGAUCGAGGCAAGAAGUCGACCUUCUUCUGUUUCCUGGCUGCCAAGUCGUCCCGGGAAACAUCGUACACUCCUACCAAGGAUGACAUUGUAGCCGUCUCCUCGAGAAAAAGCAAGCACCUGUCAUCCUACGUCCUGGGUUCGGUUUGCAAGAGUGGAGAAGACGAUGAGGAUUUCCCAGCUGAUUGCUUCAUUGUUAGGCUGUUGUCUGCUCCGCCGGUGGAGGUUGACGCUGAAACGAAGAAACCCAUGGCGCCAUUGUUUGUCUCGUUUCUCAUGAAUACCAAGACAUACAAUCGUAUCUGGACGUGCCUUCAGCUGGGAAAGACGAGUGGUGGGAAGAGAAGGAGUGAUGCCAGUCUCGUGGAUGCCAUCUGGAGGUACAGCACCUCAAAGGCAGUCGAAGACGACUACCAAUUAUCUCAUCGGUCAGCUCACAUCGACCUUGGGCUCGACGACAGGUUCAGACUUAACAAGUCGCAGCUGAAUGCAGUGGAAGACUGCGUUUCAGCAAUAGGGAGCCCUUCUCCUUCUCUGAAACUGAUACAGGGGCCUCCCGGGACUGGUAAAACCAAGACCAUCAGCACCAUACUGUGGGCAAUGCUACUCAGGGGGCACCGGACGCUUACUUGUGCGCCCACGAAUACUGCAGUGCUGGAGGUCGCGUCUCGAAUUGUCCAGCUUGUCCGGGAGUUGUCAAAUGGAAGCAACGGCCACUGCUUCCUGAGUGACAUCAUUCUGCUGGGAAAUAAUGAGAGGAUGAAGGUAGAGGCCAGUCAUGAUCUCUCUUCCGUGUUCCUCCAAUAUCGUGUCGAGCGGCUUUUGCAAUGCUUCUCGCCCAACACAGGCUGGGGGCAUUGCUUGCGUUCACUGAUAGAUUUUCUUGGGGAGCCUGUGACGAAAUACCGGUUGCACACAGAUAAAAUUAUCAGGAACCAAGAGGAGGAGAAGAAGAGAAACAUUUCAUCAAAUGUAGAUAAGAAGAAUAGAAAUAUUGCAAAAUGUAAUAAAGGGAAAGGCCAUGAAAAGGGUAGGUCUAAGAAUGAGCCUCGAGACGUACAAAUGCUUGUUACCCUGUCAUUCAAGGAUUUUGUGAAAGCUACACACAAGGAACUUGCUCACAACUUGUGCCACUGCAUCGAGAUAUUGCAGAAUGAUUUUCCAAGAGACUCUACGAUGGCACAGAGUUAUCGGUGCAUGUCUGAUGUGGUAGAGCUGACAGGAAUUCUUGGUGCAUUGGUAGAUGCCGGUGGCGGUGAUGACCACGAAGCAUGGGUGGAUGAUCUUGGCGAAGCUUGCAGCCUAUGCUCUGUGAACAGUGAUCCAUGCAAGAAAUGCAAAUUCAGGAAAGUGAGGUCACAAUGUCUUCAAGAACUGAUAUAUCUGCGCAACAAUUUGAAGCUGCCCAACUGGUACGACAAGCGGCAAUUAGAAAUCAACCUGCUAAGGAGAGCCAAGAGUAUCAUGUGCACUGUUUCCACUUCUUUCAGGCUGUAUAAUGUACUGCCCAAGGACAAACUUGUUGGUGGGCAACACAAAGAAGCCGAGAUCUUGUUGGUCGUCGACGAGGCCGUGCAGGUCAAAGAGUGUGAGGCCUUGAUCCCACUACAGCUUCCUUGCAUAAGGCAUGCUGUUUUCAUCGGAGACGAGCGUCAGCUACCUGCUCUCGUUAAGAGUAAAAUAUCCGAUAAUGCUGAUUUCGGAAGAAGUGUUUUUGAGAGGCUACGCUCGGUAGGCUGCGGCAAGCACUUCCUCAAUAUCCAGUACAGGAUGCAUCCGGAGAUAAGCAGGUUUCCUGUGUCCAAGUUCUAUGGCGGUCAGAUACAUGACGGCUCCAAUGUCAUCUCCGAGAGCUACGGGCGCCACUUCUUAAGCGGCAACAUGUUUGGGCCGUAUUCGUUUAUCAAUGUGUGUGGGGGGCGUGAGACUAGCGAGGAACAUAGCCGGAGCCCCAAAAAUACCAUUGAAAUCGCCGUUGUCUCGCUGAUAGUUGAGAGAUUGUUCCAAGAGUCAACUUCUUCAAGAACAAGACUAUCUGUUGGUAUCUUGUCACCAUACAAUGCUCAAGUGAGAGCAUUCCAGGAAAAGCUGGAGAAAUCAUACAGCAGCUACGAUGGUUUCUCUCUCAAGAUAAAGUCUGUGGAUGGUUUCCAAGGCGGGGAGGAAGAUAUCAUCAUCAUAUCCACUGUGAGGAGCAAUGAGGAUGGCGCAGUUGGGUUUCUCAAGGACACAAAGCGUACCAAUGUGGCUCUCACAAGGGCCAAGUAUUGUUUGUGGGUGAUUGGCAAUGCAACGACUUUGUCCAAGAACACGUCUGUCUGGCAGAACAUUGUGUCUGACGCUAAAAAACGCCGGCGCUUUUUCCAUGCCAACCGUGACAAAGGUUUGUCAGAUGCAAUACAGGCGGCCACUAUUGAGCUUGAUGGCUCUGAGAAUCUGCGCAAGAUGGGAUCCUUGCAAUGAGCGCCACGAUCUGAGAGACGCAGGAAGGAGUGUUGUUCUUCAACGGAUUUGAAGUUCCCAAAGUGGAUCAUAUAUCUUGAGGUGUUUUGUGCUACCCUCAAAUAAAUAAGAGCCGUCCUUUUCCAUGGAUCCAAAGGUCAAUACCAGUUCAUACUGGUGCUAAAAACAUGACCAGUAAAAUUUCUACUGCUAACAAAACUAGAUGAGAAUCGGUACCCGAGUAGCAAACCACUCCCUAGCUAUUUCAUGUGUGGUUUUGUUCAUAUCCCUCCCACAGUGCUUGAACUCGACCUUCCCAAUGUAACCUGCAUGUGUGACUACGUCAGCAUAAAUGGCCGUGGCUUCAUUCUA